AUGGCGGUCGCUGAGAAUGUUGGAACCAAAGUCGAUGCUUCCGGUGAGAAUUUGGACAAGAGUGUGGUUUCAUCGGACUCGACUGAGGUUGAGAAAUCUAAACCCAGAAGCGAUCAGAAUCUGAACGGCAACAACAAUACCAAUGGUGGUGUGUUUGAUCAUCAGCCAGACAGUGUUGUUCCUGCUGCUGCUAUGACUGUUCCGAAUGGAAAUCAUGGCUUCAAGAGUCAUCAGAUGGGUCAGAUGCAUGGGAAUGGGGCACAGAAUCAGAAUCAGCUUUUGGUGGUCAACAAUGGGGGAGAGAGUUUCAAGCGUGAAAUGAGGGAUUUGGAGGAGUUGUUGUCGAAGUUGAAUCCCAUGGCGGAGGAAUUUGUUCCUCCGUCACUGGUAACUAAUUAUCAGGGAUAUUUAGCUGCUGCUGGACCUAAUGCUGGGUUUGGUUACCCUAACAAUUUUUUGCUUCCGAACAAUUCUGGGAAUGCUAAUGGACAGAAUAACGGACAGAUUAACAUGAGGAGAAAGAAUGGAUAUAAUAAUGCGAAGCGGAGAGUAAAUCAUAAAAUGGACAUGGAGAAAAGAGAAGAGAUGAUUAGGAGGACUGUUUAUGUGUCUGACAUUGAUCAGCUGGUCACUGAAGAGCAGCUGGCAGCUAUCUUUCUUAACUGUGGUCAGGUUGUUGAUUGCCGUGUAUGUGGGGAUCCCAAUUCUGUUCUUCGGUUUGCCUUCGUCGAGUUUACGGAUGAAGCCGGUGCUAGGACUGCUUUGAACCUGUCUGGAACCAUGCUCGGAUUUUACCCAUUGAGAGUGCUCCCUUCAAAGACUGCCAUUGCACCUGUUAAUCCAACAUACCUGCCUAGGUCUGAAGAUGAAAGAGAGAUGUGCACUAGAACAAUUUAUUGCACAAAUAUCGACAAGAAGCUUACUACAGCAGAUGUCAAACACUUCUUUGAAUCGCUUUGCGGAGAGGUUCAACGCCUGAGGCUUCUCGGGGAUUACCAUCAUUCAACUCGAAUUGCUUUUGUGGAGUUCACCGUGGCUGACAGUGCAAUUGCAGCACUGAGCUGUAGUGGCGUGGUUUUGGGCGCACUUGCUAUAAGGGUGAGUCCAUCCAAGACACCAGUCCGCCCUCGCGCAACCCGUCCUCUCAUGCACUGA
Molecule: messenger RNA, 1155 nt
Organism: Lathyrus sativus (Indian pea)
Lineage: Eukaryota; Viridiplantae; Streptophyta; Magnoliopsida; Fabales; Fabaceae
Source: the annotation of a GenBank genome assembly